AUGAACAGUGCACUAAUGAUGUAUCUGGUCUGUUAUUUGGUUGUUGCUCUUACACUAAUUGUUGUUGGUUCUAUCUCAUACAAUGGUGUUAAAACUAAUAUUAGUACCAAAGAUGAUAGUUUUCUUGUUAAAUGGUCGGUAGCAGUAGUCAUUUUUCUUGGAUGUGCAUCGAUCUUAGUCUAUUGUUUUGGUAUUUCUCAAAAAUGGAUGAGAUUUAACGAUUUUAUAAUAAAAUUUUUGAUGUUGCUCAUUAGUCAUAUCAUUUUGGAUAUUAGUGCCAUGAUAAUUAUUGUAAAAUUAAAUCGACAUGUAAAUGAUGUAACGGCAUUUGGCAGUUAUUUAUCCGGUUUAUAUUUAAUUGUUUCAUUAUCAAUUAUUUUCCAAUUAGUUGGUAUUGUCUAUUUUUCAAUUGCUAAUUGGUAUGGUGAUUACAUAGAUGAUUAA
Messenger RNA from Didymodactylos carnosus, 444 nucleotides. The record is from the annotation of a GenBank genome assembly. Lineage: Eukaryota; Metazoa; Rotifera; Eurotatoria; Philodinida; Philodinidae.